Messenger RNA from Salmo salar (Atlantic salmon), 5557 nucleotides. The record is from RefSeq and is a predicted model, not a curated record. Lineage: Eukaryota; Metazoa; Chordata; Actinopteri; Salmoniformes; Salmonidae.
UGCUUGUCUUCCAAAAUGGACAUAUACCGUGAACAGAGUAUCUGUCAGGCGCGGGCCGCUGUCAUGGUGUAUGACGAUGCCAAUAAGAAAUGGGUUCCAGCCGGCGGCUCCACGGGCUUCAGCAGAGUGCACAUAUACCACCACACGGGCAACAACGCCUUCCGGGUGGUGGGACGCAAAAUACAGGACCAUCAGGUGGUAAUAAACUGUGCCAUUCCCAAGGGGCUCAAGUACAACCAGGCCACACAGACCUUCCACCAGUGGCGCGAUGCCAGGCAGGUCUACGGACUCAACUUUGGCAGCAAGGAGGAUGCCAACGUAUUCGCCAGUGCCAUGAUGCAUGCCCUGGAGGUGCUCAACUCUCAGGACACAGGCCCGACGUUGCCAAGACAGGCCCCCCAGGUUCAGAAUGGACCUUCGCCAGAGGACCUGGAGAUGCAGAGAAAGCAGCUGCAGGAGCUUCAGAGGCAGAAGGAGAUGGAGCGCGAGCGGCUUGAGCAUGAGCGCCAGGAGAGGGAACGGCUGGAGCGUGAGAUGCUGGAGAGGGAGCGUGAACGGGAACGUCAAGACCGUGAGCGUCAGGAGCGAGAGAGGGAGCGCGCCGAGAGGGAGAGGGAGCGCGCCGAGAGGGAGCGCGCCGAGAGGCAGCAUGUGGAGCGCGUCGAACGGGAUCGCCUGGAGCGUGAGCGUCAGGAGCAGUUGGAGAGAGAGCAGUUGGAGAGAGAGCGGGCGGAGAGAGAGCGGGCGGAGAGAGAGCGGGCGGAGAGAGAGCAAUUGGAGAAAGAGCGGGUGGAGAGAGAGUGGGAGCUGAUGGAGAGCGAGAAGCAGGAGAGGGAGAGGAUGGAGCGAGAGACUCACCAGGAGCAGCAGUUGGACAGAGAGCAGAUGGACUGGGAGAGAGGGAGACGCAUCUCCAACGCCGCAUUUGAAAGUACCCUCUACACCCCUCCGCCUCCAGAGUACUCCUCCAAGACCUCCUCUACGUCUGUGUCUCCCACCACCCCCAACUACCCUCCGCCCACCCCAUCACCCUCCUCUGCAACACCCCCCACCCCACCUCUACGUCACUCUGCCUCCCGAUUUGCCACCUCGCUAGGCUCCGCCUUCCACCCCGUCUUGCCCCACUACGCCACAGUCCCCAGGCGACAGCCCGUACCUCCCACGCCCCCCACCCCGGCCCCAGCAACCCCCUCCAAGUCUUUGGUGUGGUCAGCAACAAACUUCAGCCCUCUGCCCCCCUCGCCCCUCAUGAUCAGUAGUCCCCCGGGCAAGGCAACAGGCCCACGCCCUGUCAUUGCCAUCCCAGUCCCCAGCCCCUUGUCACAGAAACCCCCCUCUCCCAAUGGGCCUCCUAUGUUCCCUGCCCCUUCACCACUCACCAUUGGCAACAGCAGCAACCCCACCCCGCCGCCCCCUCCCAGCCCCCCCUCCCACCCCUCGCCUGUUGUCUCCCCCAUCGCUCCCCUUGUGUCCUCUCCCUCAUCCCAGCCUGCUGUUGUCCCUUCUCCUUCCACAGCUCCCCCUGCCUCUGCUGACCUCUCUGCUGACCUCUCUGUAAACCUCUCUGAGCUGGGAGACUCCUGCUCCUCGGCUCCAGAGGCCUUUCAACACAGUGUUGACGCCGGUGCUGCCCACCCCCCUCCCCCCUCCCCCCUCCCUCCCAGCUCCUCUGUGACCUCCACAGCCUCUGCCCAACCAGGCCCUCCUCCCCCUCCCCUACCCCCCACACUCACCCCUACCAGCGGCGUGCCCCCUCCCCCACCCGGACCCCCACCUUCCCUCGGUGGCCAGGCCCACCCUCCCCCUCCACCAGCCCCUCCCCUGCCACCCGGCCUCUUCUCCCCCUCGGAGGACCGCCCCCUGUCUGGGCUGGCCGCUGCCCUCGCUGGAGCCAAGCUGCGUAAAGUGCCAAGGAGUGAUAGUGGUGGUGAUGCGGCAGCUGCUCUGGCUGCAGCCAUGGCUGGGGGCUUGGCUGGCGCUACAGGGGCCAAACCUGGAGGGAACGGCCCUCUGGGAGGAGCACCUGGAGGAGGGGGGUUGAUGGAGGAAAUGAGCGCCCUCCUGGCCAGGAGGAGAAGAAUUGCAGAGAAGGGAUCAUCACCUGAGCCGGAGCAGAGAGCUGACGACGGCGGCGGUGAGGGCACCACGACUCCUAAAGUGUCUGCCUGUAGCACACCAGACAUGCCCAGGAAACCAUGGGAGAGGACUAACACUAUGAAUGGUAGCAAAUCCCCAGUCAUUGGAAGACCAAAAUCCACACCGACUGGAUCCCUAAGUGCCAACGGGGUGCCAACAGAAGGUCUCGACUACGACAGAUUGAAACAGGACAUUCUGGACGAGAUGAGGAAGGAGUUAUCAAAACUGAAAGAGGAACUCAUUGAUGCCAUCAGAGAGGAGCUGGGCAAGUCGAACACUGUGUAGAAGGAUCUCACCUCCCUGUAAAUUACACCUAUUACCGGACAACUGAGACAGGUCAACUUCAGAUAGGACAAUAUUAUAAAGAAACAAACAAGGAAAAAAGUUUAAAAAGGUAGCGAUGAUGAUGACAAUAACCGAAUUAAUACAGCAGACAGAGUUUUUGGGCGGAGCAGCGUCAGACACACAACUGGGGACGAGGGAGUGCUGGAGGUGUGUAGCAUGGAAGCACUGCUGGCGUCCAUCUUGUGAAGCCUGGCCGUUGCUGCCAUUUUCCCGCAGCCUCACCUGGAGGACAGGACACAGUCAUGAAGAGAAUUGACUGUCAUUAUGCAAAGAUUUCUCUCUUUGUCGAUAACACAAGAAAACAAGGAAAAUCAACAAAUAAAAAACUAACUAUAUUGAGCUGUAUACUGUAUUAACCAUUGAAGUGUGAGAAGUCAGACAGCGGUCACACUAAGAUUUGGAUCGGUUGGUGCGCACUUGUGAUUUCAAAGCAAAAAGGCACGUUUAGUGGGUGAGUGUUAAGUUUGGAGGCAGGAGGGGAGGGAAAGGGAAGUAGGACUCAGUUUCCCAUAGGGCCAUAGGAGGGAGCCUCUUGAUGUGAAUGAGGGACUGACUGGUGGACUUGGUAUUGUCUACUGCUGCAGGACUCUGUAAUGCUUGUCUUCCUCAAAUACUAUUUUAACCUGAAUAUGUACAAAAGAAGAAAAAAUGAUAUCUACAAGUCUAUCAAUUGUCUGAUUUAAUGUAAACCAUGGCCAUAUCAAGUAGCUUAAUCAAAUAUUUUCAAGAUGGUCUGUCUUUUGGUCUGUUUGGCUUAAUAUCCGAAUAUCAUUAUCUUCUUUUUUUUCUAUAGAAAUGAUCGCUGUAACAAGCUACUGUACUGCAUUUCUUAUCAAUGUUUCUGUGUGUUGCAGGCUGAUGAGACGGUCACAAAGGGUACAUGCCUUUCUACAGUCAAUCUUUGUAGCUCUUUACCAAACAACCUCUGUCAAUUAGUGACGGUUAAUACUGCUAAAAUCACCAUGACCAGAUCUGGAGAUGAAGCUAUUUGAAAUCUCUACUGUUAUUAUGAACUGAAUCUUUUUUCCUCUCCCUCUCAUUUUCUGUCAAAAUGUUUGGUGCAUGUACGGUGAGACUGCCAAGAAGUUGCAUUAUUGUCCGUCAGUUUAUAAGCAAUAAGUGUAGCAUCUGGGUUGAAUUUCCCCCACAUGUUUUCCUUAAAAUGUUCCUGUUCUUUUAACUCCACUCCAGCGCCCUGUUGAGGUUGUGAUAGUGAUUCUGUACCUCCUUCUGUUCACUACUGUACAUCUACCUAAUAGAUUCUAAACUGUUCUGAAACAAAUGGGUAGUGAAUAGAUGAGAUGGACAGACCCCCUCUGUUUAUAGCCAUAAUGUACUUAAUUUACUGAGGUACGCCAUUCAUUUUUCAAUUCAUGGUAUUUUGCAUUAAAACAAUUACAUGCAUUAAAAAAUAUACAAAAAAUAGUCAUGAAAAAGACAUGAGGGACACCCCAUAAAUGAGUAAUGAAAAGACAUGAGGGACACCCCAUAAAUGAGUAAUGAAAAAGACAUGAGGGACACCCCAUAAAUGAGUAAUGAAAAAGACAUGAGGGACACUCCAUAAAUGAGUAAUGAAAAAGACAUGAGGGACACCCCAUAAAUGAGUUUGUCGGCAUGACAUAUCCGCAUCAUGCUUGUGCCAUUGUGUUUGACUUGUGCUUAAUAAUUAUUUGUAGCAUUUUUGUUUGCCUUUAUUUCCUCUCCUAUAAUAUGAAGUUCUGAUAAUGGCAUACUUCUUUCGCCCUUUGACUUUGCUCAUAUGGGAAUGGCUACUUUUAAUUGAAAAUGUUAACUUUUCAAAACAAAACACUUUUGAUUUCCUAAAAAUCUCGAUGUACAAUCAACUGAGAGAAGGUCAAACUGAGGUCACCCUGAGACUAGUGUAAAACAGAGCUGUCUCCAAUGUAAAACUCUAGCUUCUAUUCUCUUGACUUGCUGGUAAGGGGAUCGACUUUGAUCAGGGUUCUGUCAUGGCAACAGCUGAGGGGGUCGUAGUGACUGAGCUAUCUUCACAACACUCCCCUUGUGAGUGUUUUGCUCAAACACAAAUUAUUUCAUUCUCAUCUCUGAGUCAAAGCAUUGGAAGUUUGUACAGAAGAGUGUUUACAGCAUCGAUUGCACUUUAUAAACCCAUAGAAAUUCACGAUACUAUGAUGAACCUGCUUACAAGAUGCAGCCAUUGCCAAUAGUGUGGCUAUCACACCAAAGGUUUCAGCUACAAUCUCCUCCUACACACAUCACACUCUACUGAGUCGCCUUUUGUUUUAUCAUUGUCAAGAAAAAGGGAGAUGUCUAUAUAUCGAGUCCUUUGGAUUGAGGAGUGACACAUUCUAAUUAAGAAUCAUUCAUAUCUACAUGGAUAAUUCUGUUUGUGAUCUUCAUGGUUUGUGCCUUGUUCUGAAUUUACAUUUAAUAUGUCAAAGAUUUAAAAAGACUAGUAAUAAUUCUAGGAAUUGUCAUUAUCUCACACAUGAUCAUUGUUUAGUUUUUUUUUUUUUGCAUCCUGGUAUAGUUAUUUUAAUGGGAGAAUGAAGUUAUGUCACAAUUGUACACAAUUGAACCCUAGAAGUGGUGUAUUUUCCUCAUGCCAUUUGUAUGUUACAGAGCAGUUUGUUACAUGGUUUAGGUUCUUGGCGCUUGGGAAAUCUGAAAAUGUAUAUAUCCUCUACAGCAGUGGAGGCUGCUGAGGGGAGGACGGCUCAUAAUGUCUGAACAGAGCGACUGGAAUGGCAUCAAACCAUGUGUUUGGUGUAUUUGAUACCAUUCCACCAAUUCCGCUCCAGUUAUUACCACAAGCCCAUCCUCCCCAAUUAAGGUGCCACCAACCUCCUGUGCUCUACAGUUACAUUUUUGUCCCCCAAAUCUGAUUUUUCCAUCUAUUGAGGGAACCGAAGCUGGUGGACAUUAAGAAUAUUCAUGAGAAAUUCAACUGAAUGUCUCUGAAAUGAAUUUCAGUUUCCUUUAUUCUUUUAUCAUUCACUUUGUACCAUACUGUUCUCAUAUUAAUUAGAAUUUUCUUACAUGCUAACAUUGUUUGAGCAAAUAAAAAAAAUUGCAAUACAUGAUUAAAAAGUAA